GAAACGGGCCCUGUCCCCCCAACCCCCCACAGAUGCCUUUCAGAGCCGCUUUCCCGGAUGCCCGGGAAGCAGGUGCAUCUCCUGGGUGUGCCAUGUGCUGGAGUCUAUUUCGGUAUGCCGGGAAGGCCGGGCCCUGCCCCGCCCCAGCCUGGGACUGGCACCAGCCACGUGACCUCGGCCAUGUCCUGAAGCUCCCCCACUUGUGCAGCUGCAGCCCCGUGGAGCUGGGCUCGGCCCCAGAGGGGGAGCAGACGACCUUCAGGGGAGGCUGUGACCCAUGGGGACGCCUGCGGGAGGGACAGUGUCCCAGCCCCCGGCUGCGCACAGCGCCCCGGAGAAGCCGGCCAGCACGGCGAUCCUGUGCAACACGUGUGGGAAUGUGUGCAGGGGUGAGGUGCUGCGGGUACAGAACAGGUACUUCCACAUCAAGUGCUUCGUCUGCAAGGCGUGCGGCUGUGACCUGGCCGAGGGUGGCUUCUUUCGUGCGCCAGGGCGAGUACAUCUGCACGCUGGACUACCAGCGCCUGUACGGCACCCGCUGCUUCUGCUGCGACCAGUUCAUCGAGGGCGAGGUGGUGUCGGCGCUGGGCAGGACCUACCACCCCGACUGCUUCGUCUGUGCCGUCUGCCG
This is a messenger RNA of Oryctolagus cuniculus (rabbit), 631 nucleotides long. The record is from RefSeq and is a predicted model, not a curated record. Lineage: Eukaryota; Metazoa; Chordata; Mammalia; Lagomorpha; Leporidae.